UCGUUGAAGUCGUUUACGGCCAGAAUUGGUCCCAUUCUUCGGCGCGACAAUGACUUCUUGACGUACUCUACGAACGCAUAUCAACUCAUUUUCUACGAAAUGCCCACUUCUGUCAAGUUUGUACUACUCGUGAGUCCCGACGCCACCAAAAACAACGAGUACUACAAACAACUGUUGCGAGACAUGUAUCGUAUCGUUUAUGUCGAGUAUUACGUCAAGAAUGUCAUCAAAACUGAUUCAGUCAUCGAUUCGCAACUGUUUCGCGACAAACUCAUUGAGUUCUUCAGCAAAGUGUAG
Medioppia subpectinata is the source of this 297-nucleotide messenger RNA. NCBI's taxonomy places the organism in Eukaryota, Metazoa, Arthropoda, Arachnida, Sarcoptiformes, Oppiidae. The record is from the annotation of a GenBank genome assembly.